AUGUCUCGUUAUGCGUCCAAGGCCAAACAACCCUCUCAGGCAGAUCAGCCGCCACCAAUCGCGACUAUCAAGUAUCAGGUCGAUGAUGGCGUGCGACAUACCUCGGAACAAGCUUGGAACAGGGGCUACACGAACAACCCCAACAUAAAGCAGAUUCCUGUGCCAUACGCUCUACAUGAUCUGCGCGCAGUAGCUUUUCCCAACGGCGCAGACUGGUCUUGGUCACAUUCUGCAGAGAUCUUGAAGGAUUACGGCUUCACUGCUAUUAAGUUUGACCCAAAAUGGGCCAAAGUGGAUGACGAGGUGCAGGCCGGAGAUUACGAUGACUUGCAGACAUUAGAGGAGACUUAUUUCCCUGAAGUGAAAGAGUCUGUCCUCAAAUUGACAGGGGCGAGGCAAGUAUUCAUCACAAACAGCAUCGUUCGAAGAGGUGAUGCGCCGGUUAAGAAACCUGCGAAUGGAACCGGUAGCUCGGUGGUCGUCAAUAGCAAAGACCAGAAGAGCGUGCCUGAUGAUUACAAAGCAUCGGAUGAAACUCGGCCAACGCAUCUUGCAUCCUUUGACAACUCGAGGCCUGCGAGAGGAGCACAUGUAGACUAUACGCCUGUUGGUGCUCGGCGCUCCAUCCGUCGCUGGAGGCCAGACAUUCGCAAAGCCGCGCUUGAAGCCGGAAUCAUCGACGCCGAGGACAAUAUUUGCGCCUCAGCUAAGCUUGACGCUCAAGAAAAGGCGAGCAACGAUAUCAUCGAUGCAAAGUACAACGCGGGCGGCAAGCUGGGACCGCGUUACGCAGCCUACAGCGUCUGGCGGCCCAUGCGAACAGUUACGCGGGAUCCGUUAGCAAUGGCGCCUCGGUGGUCUUUCCCCAAGGACGGGGCUUUAGGAUUUCUAGGGUAUGAGUCUCGAAUGUUAGCUGCGCCUUCUAUGGGUGGUGACUUUCUGCGAGAGCUGGAAUCUGUGGUUAUCAGUGAAGCGGAUGCAAGAGCAUACGAGAACUUGGGGGUGACGGCGAGUGGACUGGAGAGUCCGCAGUGGUACUAUCUACCGGAGCAAAAGCCAGACGAGGUCAUUGUGCUCAAGUUUUUCGAUAGUGCUGCUCUUGGGGGAGGUUUGGUGUCUGGUGAUGUUGGGGGUGCGCCUCAUGCGAGUCCUGAUCUUGGCGAUGCUGCUUACGGAUCUGCUCGUUGGAGUAUUGAAGUUAGAUGUAUCGCCGUAUGGUGA
This is a messenger RNA of Fusarium fujikuroi IMI 58289, 1221 nucleotides long. RefSeq lists its product as uncharacterized. NCBI's taxonomy places the organism in Eukaryota, Fungi, Ascomycota, Sordariomycetes, Hypocreales, Nectriaceae. The transcript has a single exon. Gene Ontology annotation, molecular function: oxidoreductase activity. The coding region runs from base 1 to 1221 and encodes 406 amino acids. The record is from RefSeq and is a predicted model, not a curated record.